Labeo rohita (rohu) is the source of this 2865-nucleotide messenger RNA. Its product is annotated as NLR family CARD domain-containing protein 3. The record is from RefSeq and is a predicted model, not a curated record. The transcript is spliced from 6 exons. The coding region runs from base 13 to 2748 and encodes 911 amino acids. NCBI's taxonomy places the organism in Eukaryota, Metazoa, Chordata, Actinopteri, Cypriniformes, Cyprinidae. Gene Ontology annotation, molecular function: protein binding.
UUCAGAUCCAUCAUGGAUGAAACACAAACACCUGAAGAAGGUUUUUUUCCAGGAUGCAGCCAUGAAGUCCUCAAAACAUUUAGAUCAAAUCUGAUGAAGAAGUUUGAGUGUCUGUAUGAAGGAACAGUGAUGCAGGAAAACCCAACACCGCUGAAUGAAAUCUACACAGAGCUCUACAUCACAGAGAGUGAGAGUGGAGAGAUCAGUAAUGAGCAUGAGGUGAGACAGAUUGAGACACAAUCCAGGAGAGCAGCAACAGAGGACACAGCGAUCAAAUGCAAUGACAUCUUUAGACCUUUACCUGGACAAGACAAACCCAUCAGAACUGUGCUGACAAAGGGAGUCGCUGGCAUUGGAAAAACAGUCUCUGUGCAGAAGUUCAUCCUGGACUGGGCUGAAAGGAAAGAGAAUCAAGACAUCCAGCUCAUAUUUCCACUUCCUUUCAGAGAGCUCAAUUUGAUGAAGGACAAAAAAUGCAGUCUUUCAGGUCUUCUUAAUUUCUUUUUCCCCGAAACAAAACAAAUUGACAUAUCCAUGAAGGAAUAUAAAGUAUUGUUCAUCUUUGAUGGUCUGGAUGAGUGUCGUCUGUCUCUGGACUUUAAGCACAAAGUAAAACUGUGUAACAUAUCUAAAUCAGCCUCAGUGGAUGUGCUGCUGAUGAACCUCAUUGUGGGGAAUCUGCUUCCCUCCGCUCUCAUCUGGAUCACCUCCAGACCAGCAGCAGCUGAUCUCAUUCCCUCUGAGUGUGUCCAUCGAGUGACAGAGGUACAAGGCUUCAAUGAGCCACAGAAGGAGGAAUACUUCAGGAAGAGGAUCAGUGAUCAGAGUCUGGCCAACAGGAUCAUCUCACACCUGAAGUCAUCAAGGAGCCUCUUCAUCAUGUGUCACAUCCCAGUGUUCUGCUGGAUUUCAGCCGCUGUUCUAGAGAAGAUGUUGAGUCAAGCAGAGAGUGGAGAGAUUCCCAGGACUCUCACUCAAAUGUACACACACUUCCUGAUUCUUCAGACCAACAUCAAACAUGAGAAGGACUAUGAGAAGAAUGUGACAGAUGAAGACAUGAUCCUCAAACUGGGGAAACUGGCUUUUCAGCAGCUUGUGAAAGGCAACCUGAUCUUCUAUGAUGAAGACCUGAGAGAGUGUGACAUUGAUGUGACAGAAGCAUCAGUGUACUCAGGAUUGUGCACUCAGAUCUUCAGAGAGGAGUUGGGCUUGUAUCAGGGGAAAGUCUUCUGCUUUGUUCAUCUGAGCCUUCAGGAACAUCUAGCAGCUCUAUAUGUGCACCUCUCAUUUACAAACAAAAAGGUAAAUGUGUAUGACAAAACCAAACGAAGUUCUUUCUCUAACGUUUUAAAGAGGAUGAAGUCAUUAUCUGAUCUGCAUCAAAGCGCUGUGAAUGAGGCUUUACAGAGUGGACAUCUGGAACUUUUCCUGCGGUUCCUUCUGGGUCUCUCAGUAGAGUCCAAUCAGACUCUCUUACAAAAACUACUGACACAGACAGUAAGCUACUCCUACAAAAAAAAGGAAACAGUUCAGUAUAUCAAAGAGAAGAUCAGGAAUAAUCGCUCUCUAGAGAAAUCCAUCAAUCUGUUUCACUGUCUGAAUGAACUGGGUGAUGAUUCACUGAUGCAGGAGAUCCAAGAUUAUCUGAAAUCUGGAAAAAUAAGAGAGACCAAACUCUCGUCUUCACAGUGGUCAGCUCUGGUUUAUGUGUUGCUGACAUCAGAGCAGAAGAUGGAUGUUUUUGUUCUAAAACAGUUUAUUGGUGCACAACAUACAACAGAUGAAGUUCUUCAGUAUUUGUUACCUGUGGUUAAAGAAUCCAGAUCAGUUCAGCUAUGUGGAUGUAAUCUCACUACUCAAUCCUGUGAAAGUUUGUCUUCGGCUCUACAAUACUCAAACUCAAACAUCCUGAGAGAACUGGACCUGAGUAACAAUGACCUACAGGAUUCUGGAGUGAAGUUUCUUUCUGAUGGACUGAGGAGUCCAAACUGUCAGCUAGAGAUUCUCAGAUUGUCUGGCUGUAUGGUGACAGAGAAAGGCUGUCAUUAUGUGUUUUCAGCUCUGAGUUCAAACCCCUCACACCUGAGAGAGCUGGAUCUGAGCUACAAUCACCCAGGAGAUUCAGGAGUCAAACUACUCACUGAAAAACUGCUGGAUUCAACCUGCUCAUUGGACAAACUCAAUGUGGAUCAUGGAGGAGAAUUCAGGAUUACAGCAGGAUUGAAGAAAUAUGCCUGUUUUGUCACACUGGAUCCAAACACAGCACACAAACAACUCAUUCUGUCUGAGGAGAACAGAAAGGUGACAUUUGGGUAUCGGUCGUAUCCUGAUCAUCCAGAUAGAUUUGAUGAGUGGUAUCAGGUGUUGUGUAGAGAGAGUGUGUGUGGACGCUGUUACUGGGAGAUUGAGUGGAGUGGAGAUGAUUAUGUGUCUAUAUCAGUGUCAUAUAAGAGCAUCAGCAGAAAGGGACAGGGUGGUGAGUGUGUGUUUGGAUCUAAUGAUCAGUCCUGGAGUUUGAUCUGCUCUCACUCCAGAUACUUAUUCAGACACAAUAAGAUAGAGACUGUUCUCCCUGUGAAGCCCAUCAGCAGUAGAAUAGGAGUGUAUGUGGAUGUGAGUGCAGGAACUCUGUCCUUCUACAGCGUCUCUGACACAAUGAGGCUCAUCCACACAGAACAGACCACAUUCACUCAGCCGCUCUAUCCUGGGUUUACGGUUUAUUAUAGAUCAUCAGUGAAACUGUGUUGAUGAAUCAGAAUAGACUGAUGAGAGAUUCUACCCAUAAUGCUUUGAGCUGCAUGAUAAAUCAGUAACAGUGAGAUGUUAUUGAGUCUCUUCAUGACAUUAAUACUGCAGCUCAACUUC